AUGUUCAAUUAUGAAGCAGAUGAUGAAAGAGGUAGUGAUGCUGGAACAAUUUUUCGACAAGAAUAUUUUGUAUAUAUUGUUGAUCAAGCUAUAAGCUCAAUGGAAACCUGCUUUAAACAACUAGAAUCUUACAAUGAUUACUUUGGAUUUUUAUUUCGAAUAGGGAAAUUAACAGAAAUGGCAGAUACAAAUAUUUUAAAACAUUGUAUGGACCUUCAAAACAGUUUGACAGAUGGAGACUCCAAAUAUAUUGAAGCUAUAGAUUUACAUGCAGAAUUGAUAAUAUUCAGAUCUCUUGUUAAUAAAAAUCAAACUUCUCUAGAAGUACUUUCAGUUAUUAAAAAUUCCAAUGGUUCAUUUCCUAAUAUUAGUGUUGCUCUUCGAAUACUUUUAACCAUUCCUGACACUUCGGACUGUACAGAAAGAAGUUUUUCUAAAUUAAAAAUAAUAACAAAUUAUCUUCGCAAUAGGAUCAGUCAAGAAAAGCUUUCCGGGUUGUCUAUGAUAUCUAUUGAAAGUCACGGACUAAGGACUAAGACGAAUACAGAUAUUGGGUUGUUGAUAACUAAUGCUGAAACAGCAGUAAUAUGUCCUAAUGAAGUAUCUUAUUUUGUGAACAAUCCACCAGAUGAUCAAAAUAAUGACAAUGCAACUAUUAACAAAACCAAUGAUAAAGAUUUUACAACCAAUUCACAUACUAUUGAUACAUUUGAAACGAAUGAAACAUGUACAAUGGGCAUAUAUCCUAUUUGCUUACCAAUAAAUGAACAAAAUAACUUUUCUGAACCAUAG
Molecule: messenger RNA, 792 nt
Organism: Aphis gossypii (cotton aphid)
Lineage: Eukaryota; Metazoa; Arthropoda; Insecta; Hemiptera; Aphididae
Exons: 4
Coding region: 1-792 (263 amino acids)
Molecular function (GO): protein dimerization activity
Source: RefSeq, a predicted model, not a curated record